This is a messenger RNA of Caenorhabditis elegans, 866 nucleotides long. RefSeq names its product RING-type domain-containing protein (gene R02E12.12). The transcript has 6 exons. Lineage: Eukaryota; Metazoa; Nematoda; Chromadorea; Rhabditida; Rhabditidae. The record is from RefSeq and is marked reviewed. The coding region runs from base 13 to 696 and encodes 227 amino acids.
CCAACUUUAAGGAUGACCGUAGAAGAACAAGUUGUGGAAAUGCUGUCAAACUUGGAUUUUGAAAGCCUAGAGUUUGAAGACGUCCAGUGUCAUAUAUGUUUUCAAGUCAAUCAUGAGCCAGUCACUUUUCUCACCUGUAAGCACAGUAUUUGUGCCGGAUGUGCAGGUCGUUGGCUAUCAUCGUGUAGUGUCUGCCCAAUGUGCCGAACGCGGGUGAGGGAAAUUCAUUUGAAUGAUGAUUUGAAAAAGAAGUCAUUGGAGUUUUUGAAGCUUCAUCCAGAACAAGAACUUCCGGAAGAUAUAAAGUGGGAGCAGUGUUGUCAUGAAACAGUUUUUUGGUCUCUUCAACAACGGAAACGAGCAAACGAGUCUGAUGCAGUAUUUUAUGGUUCUCAGCCAGUUGUACCGGAGCAUCUCAGCGCAGAAGAAUCAAAUGAUUUCAUUGAAACAAAAAGACUGGAAAACAUUCGAAUACGACUUGAUGUCCUUACGAAACAAGUUGCCGAGCAAACUCCACGCGUACAACAAUACUACAAUGUUGAGAAAUUUAAUCAAUUGUUUUAUCAAAACGAAAUUAGCUAUCGCGACGAAGAUCAAGAAUGGCGGAUGGUUCACGGACGCGGGUUAAUUAGAAUUCCACGAUCAACAAAUCGUCACUAUUGCCCAUUGCGUUUCCGCCGUUCGCACAGCAGUUAGUUAACACACGGAAUUUUCCGGUUUUCAAAUGUACAUGUUGCCAUUCCUAAAAAUCGUAUUUUUUAUGUGACAUUUUUUCCCGGAUAUUUUCAAAUUUCCUUUUUUUUAACCUAAUUCAUCUUUUUUCUUUUUCUCCAAUAUAUAUAUUUUUUUAAUGAAUUCCAAGAUUC